AUGGCAUCUGGCACUCACCAGCCGACGGUAGUGGGCCUACCGGCUGCGGCAGUGGGGACGCCUGCGGCACUGGCGUGGUCUGCAACCAACGCUGUCGCCCUAACUGCUCGGGGCGCCGUCUUCCUCCUCGCACCCUCACCGGCUGCCUCCCGGCCGACAGCCACCGCCGACGACCACGCCCCCUUCCGCCGUGUCGCCGCCAUCGCCCUCGCAGAUCACGGCUCGUCGGCUCCGUCGCCGCUUCUUGUCCGCGAGCGUGCGCUCAAGGCUGCCAAGACCUCCCGCGGCCAGUCUGCUGCUGCUGCUGCCGCUGCUGCUGCUGCUGAUACUGCUGCUGCUGCCGCUGCAUAUGCUGCCGCCGCUGCUGCAUCGUCGUCGUCUUGCCGCCCGUGGCCGCAUCCACUCGGCCGCCCGCGCGCCUUUGUUGCCUCUGUCUGGGGCCCGCUUGGUUCUGACGGCCGCGGCGGGUGCGCGCUCGCGCUGCUCGACUCGACCGGUGCCGCCGUCGUGUAUGCGCCGGGGCCGGGGCAGGUGCCGACCUGGCUCCCCUGCCUCGACCUCUCCGCCGCCGUCUUUGACCACUUGCUUGCCCGCAACGAGCCGCCGCCGCCGGCGACGCCCGAGCCUGAUGCUGAGCUUCCACCGGCCGAGCCACCACAACGCACCAACAAACGCGCGCUUGCCGAUGACGCGCCUCUUGCCCGCCACGCCCUCUCAGCUCUCGCAUGGUCACGCGAGCUUCCAGGCUCCGGUUGCCAGCCGCCGUUCUCGCUUCUCGCGACCGCAGCUGUUGACUCUCUUGUCAUCUUUGCCUACACCCCAGCCGAGCGCCCAGUCUCCCGCAGCGCUGUCGCCGUGCCCAAGCUCGCACCGGUCGCCAUGAUCGAGCUUGCGGUCUCGCUGGGAACGUGCCAGACUGUGGCGCUCCACAAGGUCACCACCAUGGACAUCACCGACUGGCGCGGCCACGUGCUCGUUGCUGUCGGCACCGCCACUGGUGUUGUUGCCGUCUACACCUUUGUGCCACGGCUGACGCCGGCAAGCGAGCUCGCGCUCACCCUGGCCCGGGUCGUGCCUCUCUACCGUGGCUCGCCGUUUGCUGCCGUCACGACGGUCCGGUUUUCGCCGCCGCUUGGCGGCUCCUCCUCCCCGCCGCCGCACCUCGCCUUUGCACUGCCAAAUACAGUCGCGGUGUGGGCGAGCGCCGUCGACGACGUUGAUCCAGAACGCGGCCUCGGUCAGCUCGCGGCACCUACCGCCGAUGGCACAAUCUGUGUCAUGCUCCCGUUGCCGACGUGCAGCGUUGACACCGUCGUCUGCUCGGUUUGCCCGUUUCUCCCGCCGGCUGCAGCGGCAGACGCGUCGCAGCUCUGGAUCCGCCGGUUCGUGGCGCCCGAGGGCAUCACCGGCCUGGCGUGGGAAGUCGACAGGGGGCUCUUCCUCCGGACCACCACGCGGACCGGCGUCUUUUCGCGAUACACCCCACGGCUGCACGAAGCGAGCCGUGCGCCGGAGAAGACGAUGCCGCUACCGGUCGCAACGAGUGCGGCGGCGCCCGGUCCUGUUGUUAGCGGCCUUGCCACCUCGCUCAACGCCACCCAUGUGGCGUACGCCAUUGCAGCUGAGAACGAGGUAAUGCUGGGAUACACCCGGUCUGCGACUGCGCCGACAAAGCUUCAGCCCAUGGCCUACUUUUGUCUCCAGCGGUGCUCCGGCCCAAGCGGCGUCCUCGACGUAGACGCCAAAAUAGCGUCGGUUCUCCGCUCAUCCGCGCCGGUGGUCGCCCUAUGGGAUCUUGCUGCCGACCUCGUUGCCCGUGCCGACCGCUCCUUGUACGAUGCGGUCGUGCUGCAGCUGCUAGACGUCGGGAUCGCCGCAGAGGCUUUGACGACUGCCUCGGCGCUCCCGCCGAACCUCCUCGUCGCGCCAAUCCAUGCCCGAGUCCCAGCCGCAAUCCGUGCUGGACGACCGCGCGCUCUCCAGCACGCUAUCUUCCUCAUGGAGGCCGUCGGCCCCAGCGUUAGUCUUGAAGCCCUCCUCGCCUUUCGCACGCUCUACCGCUGCGCAGCAACGACACCGCCGCUCGCCGAGCGAACCGGCGCCUCCACCACUGCCACAGCGCUCGUCGCCGACGUGCUCCUCGCGCUCCCGACCCUCUCUCCGGGGCUUCUUGCAAACGCGACCUCGCUCGCCUCUGCCACGGUGGUGGCCGGCUGCCAGCUCGCGGCCGAUGUGCUUGCAGCCAUGGGCGACGAGAGUGCGGCGUCUGCCGCGUCCCGCGCCGCUGUCGUCGCCGCAGCCGCUGGGCACCCGGACCUGACGCUCGAACCGUACAAGGCGCCACAACGAGAGACGUGUCCAUUUUGCGCUGCUCCAGUGGCGUACACCCCGCGCGAGAUGAGCAGCGAGGGGUGGUCCACCUGUGAUGCUGGCCACCCGCUCGAGCGCUGUGCGCUCUCGUACGGCCUGCUUGACGUGACCCGGACCGAGCGUGGGUGCGAGUGGUGCGCAGCGCGGUUUGCUUCGGCGAACGAGGGCCUCAGCUGGCUCCCAGAGCUCGGCUCGGCAGCUUGCCCAGUGUGCGGGCUCGCGUAGUGUGUAGAUAAUUGCUCAAGCUCGAGCUGCG
Thecamonas trahens ATCC 50062 is the source of this 2626-nucleotide messenger RNA. RefSeq lists its product as uncharacterized. The coding region runs from base 1 to 2595 and encodes 864 amino acids. NCBI's taxonomy places the organism in Eukaryota, Apusomonadida, Apusomonadidae. Gene Ontology annotation, cellular component: transcription factor TFIIIC complex. The record is from RefSeq and is a predicted model, not a curated record. Gene Ontology annotation, biological process: transcription initiation at RNA polymerase III promoter. The transcript is spliced from 2 exons. Gene Ontology annotation, molecular function: histone acetyltransferase activity.